UUAUCGUUUUACUUGUUAUAAACAUUCAUAGGUAGGUGUUGAAAUAUUGAUGGUAGCUAGGAGUGGAUUGUAGGUUAAAAUGUUUUGGACAAUAAUUUAUAUUUUGGGAAUUCAAUAUUUUAUGGUGGAAUGUAUGAUUCCAAGUUUGUCAGUAAAUAAAAUCGACAGAAAACUCGUAUCAAAGCAACGCCAAGACACGUUAGAUAUGUGCCGAAUGUUUUCCGAGGGCAAAGGAAAAGCGGAGAACGGGCGUGGAAUGCAUACAAUAAAAACGCCUUAUCACGCAAAAGAGCAAACAUCUCGUAGGGGAAAACGGUCAGCGUCUUACAAAAGUCCGGGAGGUGAACUGGCAGAUGCCAGAAGGGUGGAGAGCAUUGUGGACAAACUAUAUGAGGAUCUAGAGGAAAACGGAGAGAAAGUCCAGUAUCGAAAAAGGAAUUUGGAUCCCCCUAUAGCUGCUAAUGUGGAGGUACCUUACAACAAGUCUGGUCGGAGGUACCCCUUCGCCCCGACCAUUUUGCUGGGCCCGGAGACUGCAGAUGUGGACCACGAUCCAGACACGGGCCUCAAAACAGUUGAAGUACCAUGGCAUAAGAAGUGGAUCAACGGAAUAGUGCCCUUUUUCAUCGACCCUAGCACUUACGACUCUCAGCUAUCACAGAAAAUAACUAAGGCGUUCGAUUACUUCGAAAGAGCCACGUGUAUCCGGCUGCAGCGGCUGAAGGACCGGCCCACAGAUAAGAAAUCGCUGAAAGAAGUGGAAUGGCUGUACAUCACGAAUCCUCUAGGAAUUAGACAGUGCGUGCAUAGCAAUUCUAUCAAGGUCAACAAAGGAGUUCAGAUGGUUGUGUUCGGCUACGACUGCCUGACACAGGGUGAAAUAGUACAUGAAGUGAUGCAUAUACUCGGUUUCUCUCAUGAACACACACGCCCGGACAGAGACGAACACAUAACCGUACUAUGGAAUAAUAUUAAACCGGGUUACAAGCAUUAUUUCGAUAUAAAAUCAAUAGGCACGCUUACGAACUUACCUUACGACUAUUCCAGUAUCUUGCAUUAUCCUCCUAGAGCGUUUUCAAGGAACGGCCAGUACACUUUACUAGCCGAUAAAAAUGAAGGAGCUAAACUAGGCCAAAGGAAGGGAUUGAGUGAGCUAGAUGUCGAAAAGGUUACCAUGAUAUAUGGCAAUGAGUGUGUCGAUCGUAACCAGAAAUAUCUUUUGCAAACUUGUCCAAGUGUGGUCAAACCCCCUACUCCAAAACAAACAGCAUCUAAAACACAAAUUGAGGAAUACUUCAAAGAUAGAAUUUGGCCUUAUGGCGUUAUAACCUUCAAGAUCAGGGACGACGUCGAAUUCAGUGCCGAAGAGAUUGAAAAUAUUAAAGCGGUAAUACGCCAUAUACAAAAAGAAACUUGCAUUGAAUUCAACGACGCUUCCGAAGAAUCAGAUGAAAUUGAAGAUUCUUCUGAAACUGAAAAGGAAAACAAAAAUAAUAAAAGUACCAAAAAUACUAAAAGUACCACCACUACCACUGAGGCUUCUACUACUGAUGCUUCUACUGCUGAUGCUUCCUCUACUAAUAGUUCCACUACUACAGCAGCUCGUGAAAAGUUGAAGGGUGAUGUUAAUGAUAGCCAUGAAUCAGAUAAUAAAAACGAUGAUGUAAAUAAUGAAAUAAGCCAAAAGAGCGGUGAAUCAGCAUUGAAAAAUGAAGAUAAUAAAGCAAAGCCUGAACAACUAAGAGCAAAAGGAAAUUCACAAACCUAUAGAAAAUCUGGCCAGAGCAGGCCUAACCGGCAAAAGCGUGUGCGUCGUUCUGCCAAAAAUUAUCGUCGACAUGCAGAAAACAUGUUAAUUCUCACGCGAGGUCUAGAAUCAGGAUGCAAAUGUCCAAAACCUGGGAAGACAGAAGGCCAUACAGAAAUACAAAUCAACGCAGACUGCUUUAACUCUGUUAACGAUUUGUUGCAUUUAUUCGUCCACAUAUUGGGCUUGGAUCACCAACACAACAUGCAUGAUCGAGACGAAUACCUGAAGAUUGUUUGGGAAAAUCUUACGCCAGAUGUAAAACAAGAGCUCCGAAAUAAACUGCCACCCGCUGCUUCAGUCGGUUUCCCCUACGACUACUUGAGCGUUAUGCAUUAUCCGUGGUUGCAAAUCAAAGAUGGUGUCGCUAAUAUUAUGUAUCCAGUUUGGAAUGAUGGCUGGGCAAUGGGUCACUGGCAAGGAUUGAGUUCUAUAGACGUUCAGAAGCUGAACCUGCUGUACUUCCAACAGUGCGUGCAAAGGAAAAGUCUGGAGAAAAAAGAGCAUAACACGACUGGACAUCCACACAAGUUGAAAGGUGAAAAUGAUAAAGAUGACAAAAAGAAUUAUUAAAUAAAAUGUAACUGUUUAUUUUA
Molecule: messenger RNA, 2403 nt
Organism: Plodia interpunctella (Indianmeal moth)
Lineage: Eukaryota; Metazoa; Arthropoda; Insecta; Lepidoptera; Pyralidae
Exons: 12
Coding region: 80-2380 (766 amino acids)
Biological process (GO): proteolysis
Molecular function (GO): zinc ion binding; metalloendopeptidase activity
Source: RefSeq, a predicted model, not a curated record